Molecule: messenger RNA, 879 nt
Organism: Candidula unifasciata
Lineage: Eukaryota; Metazoa; Mollusca; Gastropoda; Stylommatophora; Geomitridae
Source: the annotation of a GenBank genome assembly
AUGCCAGCCUCUCUAUGGAUUCUUGUGGUCACGUGCCUCCUGCUAACCAAUCCACUUAGCAGUCGCAGACGACGAAGACAUUCUACCUGUGUGACCCACCCACGACUUAGGGACAAGUGGAACUUCCUAGAUGACGACCCCCGUGUCUACGUCAGGAUCAGGGCACAUCACGUGGUCUACAAGCAAGGCUCCACCAAGGUCGUCAAGUACGCCUGUGUGGAGAACAAGGGCAAUAUCUACUUGUUGAGGAAACGAAAGUACAAGGACAGCGAGGACGGAGUUGUGUGUUUGGGCUUCAGCUUCAUCGCUGACCACCCUAGGGCUGAGUACUUGGUCCUCAGACUGAUAGAGGCUGGCGAGGGGGCGCACCUGUUGAGUCCUGUGAUGAAAUCCCCCGAGAGUCAUCUAUCGAUAGACAUGACCUGCGACCUUGAGGGUCAGCCUGCAGACGAUCGGCACGCACAUACCACCACUGCCUUCAUCCGCCGCGCACUGCCCGGCUGCAAGUUCCCGCCAGAGAUCCAAGGCCGCUGGAACUUCACCUACCAACAUGCAAGGAUGUUGGAGAUCUGGCAAAGCAACGCCACCUUACACCUGAUGAGUGGCCAGGAUGUCCGCUUCUUUUGUGACAAGAGGGACGGCCAUGUUUUUGUGUUCCGAGCCAAGGCUUUUGUCAGCAAGGACGAGGACGCCAUUAUGUGCGCAGAGUUCUCUCCCAUGCCGGAAGACCCAUUCUACAGUUUCCAGGUGUCAAGACACAACAGUGGGAAUCUUCUAGACGGUCAGCUCAGGUCAGUUUCAAGGUCAAAGCCUGUCUACGUGCACGUGGACUGUGACUGGAUCGGCAGCCCCGCCAGACCCGAGUUUCUCUAUCCUUAG